Messenger RNA from Dryobates pubescens (Downy woodpecker), 1807 nucleotides. RefSeq names its product diacylglycerol O-acyltransferase 2. The transcript is spliced from 8 exons. The record is from RefSeq and is a predicted model, not a curated record. Gene Ontology annotation, biological process: lipid metabolic process. The coding region runs from base 176 to 1261 and encodes 361 amino acids. Gene Ontology annotation, cellular component: endoplasmic reticulum membrane. NCBI's taxonomy places the organism in Eukaryota, Metazoa, Chordata, Aves, Piciformes, Picidae.
CUUGUUGCUCUGCAGGCCAGGGAGGGGGCAGGCCUGCUCCCCUCUGCAGAGGGCGGUGUCCCUUGGCUCGGCUGGAUAAAGCAGCUGGACACACAAUCGGUCGCCCUCUGCUAUUGCCAAACGCGCCUCCUAACCUGCUGGACCAAGCUGCGGCGCGCGGCUCCUCCUCGCCACCAUGAAAACAAUCAUUGCAGCCUGUUCCCAAAACCUUAGUGGCAGCCGUGGCAGCGUCCAGGCAGCCCUGCGCACCCUGCUCGCAGUGCCCUGGCCCUCGCAGAAGGACAUCCGCUCCUGGCUCCAGCUCCUCUCCGUCCUGCAGUGGGUGCUCAGCUUCCUGCUGCUGGGAACCGUCAGCCUGGUGGUCCUCAUCUACCUGCUGUUCACCAGCUUCUGGCCCAUCCCUGUGCUCUACCUGGCCUGGAUCAUCUUCGACUGGGACACGCCGGAGAAAGGUGGCAGGAGGCUGCCAUGCCUGCGGCAGUGGUCUGUGUGGAGGCACUUUCGGGAUUAUUUCCCUGUGAAGCUCGUGAAGACACAUGACCUGUCCCCCAGCCACAACUACAUCAUUGGCUGCCACCCCCACGGCAUCCUCUGCGUCGGUGCCUUCUGCAACUUCAUCACAGGCUCAACAGGCUUCAAUGAGCUGUUCCCCGGCAUCCGGUGCUUCCUCACCACCCUGGCUGGCAACUUCCGCCUGCCCGUCUUCAGGGAGUACUUGAUGAGUGGGGGCCUGUGCCCGGUGACCCGCCGCGCCAUCGGGUACCUGCUGUCCCAGAACGGCUCCGGCAACGCCGUGGCCAUCGUGAUCGGCGGCGCGGCCGAGUCGCUCUCCUGCCGCCCCGGCGUCACUACGCUGAUCCUGAAGAACCGCAAGGGCUUCGUCCGCAUGGCUCUGCGCCACGGGGCCCACCUCGUCCCAUCCUUCUCCUUUGGGGAGAACGACCUCUUCCGCCAAGUGGUGUUCGAGGAGGGCAGCUGGAUGAGGAGCAUCCAACAGCGCUUUCAGAAGAUGAUGGGCUUUGCUCCCUGCUUCUUCUACGGCCGGGGCCUCACCUCUGACCAGUCCUGGGGCUUCCUCCCCUUCGCCAGACCCAUCACCACUGUGGUUGGGGAGCCGGUGGCGGUGCCCAUGAUCCCGAACCCGAGCCGUGAGACGGUGGACAAGUACCACGAGCUGUACAUCCGCUCCCUGGUCAAGCUCUUCAACAAAAACAAGACCAAGUACGGACUGCAGGAGACCGACAAGCUGCACAUCCUCUGAGCGCAGCCGGCGCCGGCAGCCGGAUCCUGGCUCGCAAGGGCAGCUGGCACUUGAGGGCGGGGAUCUGAGCCGGCACAGCCCGAGGGUCACACAGGGCACGGUCCCCGCUCCCAGCCCUCCACUCCUCCAGCCAAAAGCCCUGAGUGGAAGGUGGGAGGAGAGGAGGAAGUGAGGGGAAGGGGAGACUGGGGAAGGGUUCCCCUUGAGAGGGGUUUGGAGGGGCUGUGGGUGACACAGCUGUCCCUAAAGGGGAGGCUGGUGUGAGGCUGGGGGCCAGCUAUGGGCACGGUCUCCCCAGGAUGACCAGGAGCUGAGGAAGGGGGUGUCACAUGAGUUGGGGAUGAGAUGGGCUCUCUGAGGUGGCAUCCCAAUGGUGAGUGGGACUCAGCUGGGGAGGUGUCCCCCCUGGGGUGGAGGGAGGACACUGCUGGAUGUGGGGACCUGUGGAAAUAGCUUCAGCUGGGACUGUGUGGCCCUGGGCAAGGGGCAGGUGCUGUCUGGCCCCAGAUGAGCCUUUUCUGCUGCCUCUGUACACAAUACAGUUUU